Cheilinus undulatus (humphead wrasse) is the source of this 1838-nucleotide messenger RNA. RefSeq names its product zinc finger and BTB domain containing 14 (gene zbtb14). Lineage: Eukaryota; Metazoa; Chordata; Actinopteri; Labriformes; Labridae. Gene Ontology annotation, biological process: regulation of transcription by RNA polymerase II. Bases 198 to 1505 code for a protein of 435 amino acids. Gene Ontology annotation, cellular component: nucleus. The record is from RefSeq and is a predicted model, not a curated record. Gene Ontology annotation, molecular function: DNA-binding transcription factor activity, RNA polymerase II-specific; protein binding; RNA polymerase II cis-regulatory region sequence-specific DNA binding. The transcript is spliced from 10 exons.
UAGUGAUCCGUCUCGCCCAUAGAGGAUCUUUGGCCCGCUGCCUGCGUGCCCCUGCAGUGUUUGCGUGCUGGCGCAAAGCGCGGCCUUCCGUCUGCGCUCGUCCUCAUCAACAACAACAACCAGCGGACACCGCGUUUACCGGCCCCCGGUGCUCCGACAGACCCAGAGGAACUCGCUCCCACCGGGCCCCUGUGACGAUGGCAGAAACGGUGAAGUACGUGGAUGAUGAACACAAGAGCAUCUUCCUGAAGCUGCUGAACGAGCAGCGUCUGGAGGGCGAGCACUGCGACAUCGCCGUCGUGGUCGAAGACGUCAAGUUCCGAGCUCACCGCUGUGUGCUCGCCGCCUGCUCAAACUACUUCAAAAAGCUCUUCAAGAAACACGAGGUGGAUAACUCAUCAGUGAUUGAGAUUGAUUUCAUCCGCUCUGACAUCUUCGAGGAAGUUCUAAACUACAUGUACACCGCCAAGAUCUCCGUCAAGAAAAGAGACGUUAACCUCAUGAUGUCAUCAGGGCAGAUCCUCGGCAUCCGCUUCCUGGAUAAGCUCUGCUCCCAGAAACGAGACAUGUCGUCAGAAGACAAAGAGAAGUUUCCAUACGAUAUAGUGAAGAUGGCGCUGCCGCCUGAAGCCCAGCUGGCCGCUGACGCAGAGGUACUCGGGGAGCACGAUGACACACCCACCACAGAUGACCUCGUUGAGGCAUCGACCAAUCAGGAGCUGGAUAAGUCUCCCAGUGCGGCGCUGCGCGUUCAGGAGGCCAUCUUGAAAGAACUGACCAAUGAGGACGUUCACAAGGUGACCUGCUACGACCAGGAUGUGGUGACAGAGAUGGAGACGGAGCCUAAAGACCUGGGGGCGGAGCACCACGCCACUCAGACGCUGACGUUUGCAGACAGUAUGGGGGAGGUGAAGGACGAGCAGCCGCCUGGCUGGUCCACAGCCACCGCAGACAUGAAGUUUGAAUACCUGCUGUACGGAACACGAGAGCAGCUUGCCUGCCAGGUGUGUGGGAAGACGUUCCUGGACGAGAGCAAGCUACGGAAACACGAGAAGCUUCACUCUGCUGAGCGUCCAUUCGCCUGUGAGAUUUGCUCCAAAGCUUUCACCACACAUGCUCACCUGAAAGAACAUCUAAAGAUCCACACGGGCUUCAAACCCUACCGCUGUGACGUUUGUGGGAAAUCGUUCAUUCGAGCUCCAGACUUGAAAAAACAUGAACGGGUUCACAGCAACGAGAGGCCGUUUGCCUGCCAGAUGUGUGACAAGGCGUUUAAACAUAAGUCUCACUUGAAGGAUCACGAGCGCAGACAUCGAGGAGAGAAACCGUUCGUCUGUCCGUCCUGCACCAAGGCCUUCGCCAAGGCGUCUGAUCUGAAGCGUCAUGAGAACAACAUGCACAGUGAGAGGAAGCAGCUAAACCCUCUGCAGAGCGACACAGAAACGCUGCAGGCCGCCGCCAUGGCUGCUGAGGAGCAACAUCUGGAUGCCAUCAGCUGCUCCUAACAGCUCCUCCUCCUCCUCCUCCUCCUCCUCCUCCUGCUGCUCCUCACCGCGUGUCUGUAUUUAGAGUUAACUUUUUCUCCUUUUGAUUUGAUCAGGAUGUAAAAGAAGCUUGUUCUGCUCUGAAUCAUGAACUGAUGACCUCAUUGAUCAUGUGAUCAUGCUGUGACAUGUUGACCUUGGCCGACCUCCCCCAGGCUUUGUGUCUGAUGUAAAUAACGUCUUUGUAAAUGAACCGGAGCUUUUUUAUGGUCCGGACCAAACCGUGUACAGAAAACAUUUGUGAUGAAAUAAACCUGUUCUGUUCAGUUUCAUGAGCAGAGCGGCCAUUUUUAA